GACGAUCACCUAGACUGGCAGUAAAAAGGAAAGUAAUAGCUGGUUAUUCGAAAACUGCUGCAAAGAAGUUAAAACUAUCACCACUAGAUUUAGAGUCAGUUCCAAAACCUGAACUGUUCACUGCAAUAACCACUUCAAUUGAUAACUAUUGCAAACAGGAAAAUGUUGCACUCACCACAUACGACUGCUUCGAGAAAGAGAGUGGGUGGUGGCUCAUGGUAGCACCAAAAGCCAUGGACCUUCCCGAACGGAGAGGUGGGCCGAUGAACUCUAUCGUCUUAGCGAUAAGUGGUAACGGGAACAUGCAACUUCGUGUUUUGCAGACAAAGAGCGAAGAAAGUGAGUGUGUAAAAAACAACAAGUUUUGUGUUAAGUCGUUAAGAGCCAUGCUAUCCAAACUGUGGUUUCAUCCGUGUCUCGGACUAGAUAUUACAACUUUCAAACAGCUCUCGACUAAUAUUCGAUACAAACUCACGUUGUGCCAACAGGUGGACUUUCCUUACACCCAUUUCAUUUCAAAGAAAUGUCAAAAAAUCAUGAAACCAUAUGCCCGCAAACACCAAAUGUGCCGCAAGUGUGCUGUUAUGAUGAAAAGGUUGCGGCAUGCUGACAAAGUAGCUGCAAACGUGUCAACAUCUGCUAAGAAAAGGCGACGCCACUACACUUCGAGGUGCCCACUGAGUGCUCUCUCUCCAGCCAGCAAAAAAACCCGAAAAAGCUUGACCAGGGUACGGCAAAGCAAAACACUAAAAAAACAGAAGAAUUUGGAGCACAAGUUACAGCAGCACUCAAUCUUGCUUAACGAUGAGCAGAGCAUGGAGCUUGGCACCGCAAUGAACUUUCUAUCAAAAACAAAACAAGGUCAAAAGGCGUUCAAGCAAUUCGUCUGCGACACACAGAAAGAAACUAACCAGGACGUGGUAACUGCAAUGCAGGAAGCUUGGAAAGCAGAUCAAGAAAGAAAUCGUACUGGCAGUAAACGUAAUGUCUGGACAGCAGUUUCAUACAGAAUAGCUCUUGCAAUAUUCUCUAGGAGUCCAACUACCUACAAAGCAUUGACAAAACUGCAAAUCCUACAACUGCCAUCUAUCAGAAGCAUCCAAAGGAAAAUGCAGGACGCUUUUGAGCAUAGUGGUCCGUCCCAAUCAAAUUUGAAAGCCGCGGCAAUUGUGUAUCGUCAAAUGCAAAACGAAGCUGUGCUCCAGGAGAAACCCAAGCCUAUGGGAGAAGGUGUACUGAUAUUGGAUGAAGUGAAGGUUAUAGGAAAAAUCAUGUGGAACAGCAAAAAUCACGAGAUGUAUGGAUUGGCACUAACGCAUAACGAACUAACAAGUCUUCAUGACAUCUACCAGACCUUGGACCCUCAACAAAAAGUAUCACCAGCACAAAACAUCUUACAAUUCCUGUGGCGUGACCUAACUUCUUCGUUUGAUGUCAUCGGACCCUACUAUGCUACUGAGUCUGCUUUAGACACCAGGUUGACAACAGCAACUCUUCUCGAAACAAUGAGAAUUUUCGAAGCACACGGGUUUCAUGUUUCCGGUGUUGUCUUUGACGGUGCCAGCACAAACCUCGCCACUGUCAAGUUACUAACUACGGGCAAGAGAGGACCCUACCAACAGCCAUAUGACAUUCAGCCUUGGUUCACUAAUCCAUACAGACCGCAAGUGAAAGUGCAUUUCGUGAUAUGCCCUUCUCACCAGCUCAAGAACAUGGUGAAUGCACUACAUAACUCACGACCACAAGGCACGAGAGAUUUUAUGUCAGUCCAACCCGCUGAACAUGGCACCCGAUUGGUACCGUUUGGAUGGCAAGCAGUGCAGGAUAUGUACGCACGGGAAGUAGAGCGACGAGACAAGAACUGUCUUCGAAUGGUACCAGGCCUACAACAAAGUUUUAUCGUGAGAGACGCAUGGACCAAACUGAACGUCAAACCAGCUAAAAUUAUGCAGCAAGAACAUGUGCUAGCUGAGCUUAAAACGUACGCUCAACCGGAACACACUGUACAGCAACCCAUUGAUGCAAUCAAUGUUCUGGCAACAGUCAAGUACCUGACAGCCUGCAAUUUGUUGUUUGAGAGGGGUUUGCUAUCUCAUGCAAAGGUUACUUCACAGAGGUGCGAGGUUCUAGAUAACAUCGUGACUGGAUACGCUUACUUCGAGAACUGGCACAGAACCCUAAAAGGUGCAUUUACUUUCAAAAUUGUUGCAGAGAAGGAUUUAUAA
Messenger RNA from Priapulus caudatus, 2225 nucleotides. RefSeq lists its product as uncharacterized. Bases 216 to 2225 code for a protein of 669 amino acids. The record is from RefSeq and is a predicted model, not a curated record. Lineage: Eukaryota; Metazoa; Priapulida; Priapulimorpha; Priapulimorphida; Priapulidae. The transcript has 5 exons.